Messenger RNA from Hypanus sabinus (Atlantic stingray), 7171 nucleotides. Its product is annotated as protein FAM83H-like. Gene Ontology annotation, cellular component: keratin filament. The transcript has 5 exons. The record is from RefSeq and is a predicted model, not a curated record. The coding region runs from base 1436 to 4795 and encodes 1119 amino acids. Lineage: Eukaryota; Metazoa; Chordata; Chondrichthyes; Myliobatiformes; Dasyatidae. Gene Ontology annotation, biological process: positive regulation of cell migration; protein localization to cytoskeleton; intermediate filament cytoskeleton organization. Gene Ontology annotation, molecular function: keratin filament binding.
UAUUUAUUGCCUUAUUUAUUAUUAUUAAUUAUUUCUUUUUGUACUUCACAGUUCGUUGCUUUGCAUACUGGUUGAACACCCAGGUUGGUAAUGUCUUUCAUUUAAUCAAAUAGAAUUAUUGAUUCUAUUAAGGAUGUAAUGUUCACACUUUAUAAAGGACCGUUGAGGACUCUCUUGGAAUAUGGUGAGCAGGUUGGGGCCUCUAUCUAGAAAGCAGGUGCUGAAACUGGAGAGGGUUUAAAGGAGGUACACGAAAAUGAUUCCAGGAUUAAACAGCUUCUCAUAUGAAGAGCAUUUGUUGGCUCUGGAGCUGUAUUCACUGGAAUUCAGAAGAAUGAGGGGUGACCUCAUUGAAACCUAUCGAAAGGUGAAAGGUUCAGACCAUAAGACAUAGAAACAGAAGUAGGUUAUUCGGCCCAUCAAGUCCGCUACACCAUUUCAUCAUGGCUGAUCCCCGACCCCAUACUCCUGCCCUUUCACCAUAUUCCUUGAUGCCCCAACUAAUCAGGAAUGUAUCAACUUCCACUUUGAAUAUACUCACAGAUUUGCCUCCACCGUAGUCUGUGGCAGAUCAUUUCACAGAUUCACGAUCUUUGGCUAAAAAAAAUCCUCCUUACUUCUGUUCUGCAGGGCAGCCCCUAAAUUUGCAGGUUGUGCCCUCUAUUUCUGGAUACCCCCACCAGAGGAAACAUUCUCUCCAUAUCCACCUUAUCCAGCGGACUCGAUGGCCUAAUUCUGCUCCUAUAUCUUAUGUCUUACUCUCUUAUGGAUUUAUUGAGUAUGCUGGCAAGAAAAGAAUUCUCGGUUUGUUUCUGAUGACACCCGUACGUUUGUAAUACAUUUACUUUGACCGAGUGGUCUUUCUGCAAGACGCUGGCUGCUCUGCCGCACAGUAAUAGAGCAUUCAGCACACCCCGUUUAGUGGAUGCUGCCACGCUCGCCACCUCUCACUUCCCGACUGAGGGCAACGUGAAAACUUCCGUGGUGAAACAGUCAGAAUACAGACUGGGGUGGGGGGAGGCAGCCGGCAGCAGUUACAGUGAAGUCUCAGGUGAAGGCCGGGCGGGGGGUCAUUGUCCAAGAGGCCGAGACUGGGCCCAGGACCCGCCUGUCCCCCGUUCCCCCAUGGAUCAACUUGCGAGAAAGUUGGGAAAAGUUUCACGAAGCUGCCGCGGGACGCCAGGGAGGAGGUGUUGGUGCUGGGAGAGGCCGGAGGCGGAGCCGAACUCCGCUCCGAUGGAGCUCCUCUUACCACACCCUCCCCAGGCGCGGCUCUCGCCGGAUGUGCGACCUCUUCCCGGCUCCGGUGAGCAGAUUUCCAGCACUGUGUGGCCCGAGCUGGUCCGGCUGUCCUGGGGGAGGGUCAGCACUGCGCCCGAUCGGCCUGAGUAGAAGCUCGCCGGGAUCCAGGGCUGCCUCUGCUGCCAACUGAGUAAUGGCUCACCGCUCACAGUGCUCGUCGUUUGGAGAUGUGGACCAGGACCCCGGACAUGUUCCACCCCACUAUAAGGAGUAUUACCGAAUCGCCAUUGAUAUCCUGGCUGAGGAGGGCAUUGACGCCUACUAUCGCUUCCUGGCAGCUGAGCAGGAGGUGGACUUUCUCAACAGCACUGAAAUUGAACACAUUAACAAGCACCUCAAGAAGCCUGUGGUCCCCCUCGACUGCUUGGAGUACAACCCCAGCACCUAUGAGGACUCGGACUCAUCGGGCACCUAUUGGCCCAUGCACACGGACAUUGCCGCCCCUGUCCUGGAUCUGGGCUGGCCCAGCGUCCACAGCUUCCGGGGGCCGUCUGACGUCACCAUCUUUGUGCACCCUCCCGCCCCCGACGCCCUCAGCAUCAAGGAUGAGGUGCGACGGUUGAUCCGCUCUGCCACGCAGGUUAUUGCCAUAGUGAUGGAUGUUUUCACCGACAUUGAUCUGUUUGAGGAGGUGUUAGAGGCUGCGAGCCGUGGGAUCGCUGUCUACCUUCUCCUGGACGAGAUGCUCUCUCACCACUUCCUGGACAUGGUCAAGAAGUGUCAAGUGAACUUGAGCCACGUACACUUCCUGCGGGUGAGGACUUUGGUUGGAUCUACCUACCUCUGUCGCUCCGGUAUAUCGUUCACUGGAAAUCUGAUCGAGCGCUUUCUGCUGGUCGACAGUAAUGCCGUCCUCUGCGGCUCCUACAGUUUCAUGUGGUCCUUUGAGAAGAUUCACCGGAGUAUCGUGCAGCGGUUUCAGGGAGAGCUGGUGGCCAUUUUUGACGAGGAGUUCCGGAUUCUGUAUGCCCAGUCACGCCCUCUUCUCGGAUUGGAGUACCCAGAGCCAGCCAUGGAGAACUACUACAGUGUGGCCCGGUUCCAGCAUGGUGGUAGGCCCCAGCCUAAACCAGGCCACAUCCAUCGUCAACAGGAGGACAUUCUCUCCCAGCAUUCCAGCCACUCCUGGGCAGAGCCUGACCUCGACGCCGACCGCCUGGCCCUUAUGUUCAGGCAGGAUGGUGAGGAGAGGCGAUUCAUGGAGGGGGUGGGCAUCAGAGGCUAUGCCCAACAGCUCUGCCACUUUCAGCAGGACCACACUUCCAGCGCCAUGCUCAGGGCCAAGCGGUUAGAGAUGAGCUCAUUUAAGCGGAGAAGCUACGCUGAGGGCACUGGGGAUUGUUACGGGGCCAGUGGGUAUCGGUAUGGCCGCAUUGCCCAGCACUACGACGAGCUGGACGUCAGGUCAGAACAUCUGUUUCGGGAGAAGCCUUUCCCCCUGGAGCCCGGUCUGAUGAGAGAGAGGUUUAACUCUUUCAAUGCCAAGCUCGGUGUACUCGACCGCUUAAGGCAGAGCCGCGAGGACUUGCAUCUGUCCAACGAGCACCUGCACCACAUGCGGCAUGGGUACCAGCAGAGAAAUUUUGAGGAGGCCUUCCUGUCCGGCUACCCGCUGCAGCCUCCACUGGUGAGCUACGAGCACUCUGGUUCCUCCAAGGAUGUCCGGCACGGCUCCGAGCUGGAUCUGGAGAGCGAAGGGAGGCUGGGUCUCAAGGCCCCGAAGCGGCCCAACAUUGGCCAGUCCUACGCCUGCCAGAAGUCUCCCACACAGAAGCAGGUGCUGGACCCACGGAGCCUCUUCCAGGAGUCAGGCCUGGGACGCAAGUCCGAGGACCAGCCCACCAAGCUGGGGCUGAGGAAGUGGAGGCUGGGCUCCUACCUCAGCGAUCACCCAGGGGUGCCAGAGGAGGACACGUCAGCUGCCGGUGAGGUGCCUGCCGGCUCUGGGAAGGAAGGGGAUCCCUGUGAGAGCACCCUGAUUCGGGACCUGCCGCAGUUCACCAGUUAUAAGCAUCUUGACCUGUACAGCAAGCUGCAGAAGGUGGACUCGGCCGAGGACCUGUCCUCAGACCAGGGUAAUGGCGAGCAGAUUAGGAAGCUUGCAAAGCAUGCCUCUCUGCGCAGUAAGCUGAACCCCCUACAACAGAGGGGCUCCAGGCUGAGAUCAUCCCUCAUCUUCAACUCCACAAAGCUCGAACAGCACGUUGGCCAGAAGGGACGCAGGGUGCUGAGCAUCCGGGAGCAGCUCCAGACAGGCGAGGUGAAGGAAUCAAAGGAGCAGGAACAGCCCGGGGCCAUGGAGGCUGAAGGGACGGGUAUCACGGACCACCAGCCGGCGGCUGGCCGUACCGUGCCUGACGAGACGGCCGCACCCUCGCGUACAGAACCCGAUGCACUGCCCUUGCCUAACCCAGAGCCCAAGCAGGAGCCAGCACAGCAGCAGGAAGUCAGUCCGAAGCCCCGUCAGAAGCUGUUGAAGUUGGACCUCCAGCUCAGCCAGAAGGUCCAAGAUGCCCUCAACAAGAUGACGCAGCGCUCGAUCACCCCCAGAACCGCAGGACCGCUGCAACCUGACAAACAUCUGGAGCCUCCUGUGGAAAUGCCUCCAGUUCUGCAGCCGCGUCCUGACCCGGCUUUGAAGCCCGGUGUCCAACCCUCGGAGCUGGAUGCUACACCCCCUCCCCCUCCCCCUGCGGAGGGUACCAGCAGCGGCAGCCCAGCCAAGGUGAAGUUGCACUCUCACGCAGUGGAGAACGGCGAAGAGGCAGGAGGGGCCGCGUCUGAUUCCCAAACCACACCCAAGGCAUCUCCCGAAGAGCAGAGGCUUCCCCACCACCCUGGAGACAGAAAGACGAAAGAAUCGCCCAUUAGCCCAGGACAGAGACCGUCUGCUGUCGCCUCCACCGAGAGUGAGAAGGGUCCUGAGAAAACUCUAAUGAGUAACCACAACGAGGCUGUAGAGAGAGAGGAGAAGCCACACCGAUCUCCUAUCCACCCCGUCCCAGCCAAGGCCACUUCAACAUCCCAGGGCGGAUGGUACUCAAACACCACAUCCAACGUCAUCUACAGCAGCAACCUCCGCGAUGACACCAAGGUAAUUUUGGAGCAGAUCUCGGCCAACAGCCAGAAGAACCGAGCUGAGAACGCCAAGGCGCAGCUCGCCCCGGCCAAUGAGGCCGACGACUUGAAAGCUACAGCCGACGCGGAGAAAACAGAUGCCGGAAAGAAGCUGGGCUUCCACAGUCUGAUGACACACAAAGGGAGUGUGCCAAACCCUCCGGAUCACACAGACCCUCUGAUAAAGAAGAUGGACAGCUUCCGAAAGGAGAGACGGGUGUACAGCCGAUUUGAGGUCUUCUACAAGAAAGAUGAGCCUCUGAAAACCGAGGGGGACCCUUUGGGCCAGCAAGACUCCAAGGGUGUGGACGGAGCCGACAAAAAGAAGACGACCAAGUUCAUUCCCAGGUUCCUGGGGACGCUUCGAAAGUUCUAAUGCUGUUCCAUCCCACCUCUAAAGCACUGAGGAAUUGUCUUGAGCUGCAGACUGCUGAGUUUGACUUUCACUGGACGGUUCCAGCAACUGCGAUACAGAUGACCAAGCUAAAGCUGCUUUAUGUCCAGGAGCAUGGUCUGCAGGGCUCUUAGUCUUCGUCGUGCAGUCUCUGCAGAACCAAGCCAGCUGGUUUAAGCUCCCACAUGACUGGUCACUGUUUACAGCAGAUGAGAACCCAGGCCAUUUAUCGGGCAGUCUGUGGCAGACUGGCAGUGGGCAAGGGAGAGGGUUUACGACGCAGGGCGCCACUGCACUGACACAAUUUCACAGUGGUGAGAGACCAAAGACUAGGUAGAAGAAACAGAGGAUGUGAAAUGGCUGCAGAAUGAUGAGUGCUCACUGCCUUUGGGACGAUAAUACUUAUGCAGGAGUUGGUUUACGGAGGAAGGGGGUGUUGCUUUGCCCCAUCUUUUACCUGUGUCCAUUUUUAUUCAAAUUGCUUUGUGAUGUCUAUGCUGCAGAUUGCGAGCUCAGCGGCUGAUUGUAUGAUAGCCACGUGUUUUAUUUUCUACAUUGAAGUCUGUGUGAAGAGGGAAGGGUAUGCUUGGAACUCCCGAACCCAGAAUCUAAGUGCCACCUCUCCAGUUUUGGAUAAGGCCCCCAGAGGAGGUCAGCUCUGCUCAGCUUAAACCUGGCACAGCACACCAGAGCAACAGGCCCUUUGGCCCACCGUCUCUGUGAUGCUAAAUUUAACUGGACACCUGCCUGAUCGUGGUUCAUAACUCUCCAUUAGCUUGCCAGCUGUAGUUUGUCCAACCUCUUGUUAAGCUUCGAAUCCAGGCAGCAACCUGGUGAAACCCCUCUGCACCUCUCCAAAACCUUCAUGUCCUUCCUGCGAUUGGGUGACCAGAACUGCACACAAUACUCCAGGUGUGGCUUAAACCAAAAUGUCAUAAAACUGAAAAAUUAUUUCCUGAUUUUUAUAAGCAGUUCUGCAGCUGCUGGAGAUAAGCGUGUUUACGUGCCGUUCAGGCAGGAGGCUACGAUGGUAAGGUCAUGGGACCUAGGAGCUAUUUGGCACAUCAAGUUGUUCUGCCGUUUGAUUGCAGCUGAUUUAUUAACCCUCUCAGUCCCAUUCUCCUGCUUUCUCCUUGUAAUGUUUGAGACCCUGAUUAAUCCUAUAAACCACUGCUUUAAAUAUACCCAAUGACUUGGCCUUCACAGCCAUCUGAGGCAAUGAAUUCCACAGAUUCACCACCCUCUGGCUGAAGAUAUCCCUCCUCAUCUCUGUUCUAAAGGGACGUCCCUCUAUUCUGAGUCUGUGCUGUCUGGUCCUAGACUCCCUCAUAGGAAACUAUGAGGUCCUCUCCAUGUUUACUCUACACAUUCUAAUAUUGGUUGAGUUUUAAUGAGAUUCUUCCCCCUCCCCCCCCCACCACUGCCCAUUUUUGUAAACUUAGCGAGUACAGGCCAUCAAAUGCCCCUCGUGCACAAACCCUUUCAUUCCCGGAAUGAUAGAGAAAGGCAUUUAGCUACAAACAGAGAAAAUUCUGGAAACACUCAACGUGUCAGGUAGUAUCUGUGGCAAGUGGAGUCACGGACGAGUCAAGCACAGAAAGGGCUUUCAGACCACUGUGCAUACGUCAGCCUUUGUGUCCAUCUUCACCAAUCACAGUUCUCCACAUUAGAGCCACUUCCUUCCAUUCCUUGUAUAUUUGUCUGUCUAAAUGCUUCAAAUGUAGUGACAAUCAGAUUCCACUGCCUUCCCGGACAAUGAGUUCCAGAUUCCCCAGUGUAACAGGCAGCAGGGUUUGACAGAUUCCCCAGCGUAACAGGGAGCAGGGUUUGACAGAUACCCCAGUGUAACAGGCAGCAGGGUUUGACAGAUUCCCCAGCGUAACAGGGAGCAGGGUUUGACAGAUUCCCCAGUGUAACAGGGAGCAGGGUUUGACAGAUUCCCCAGUGUAACAGGGAGCAGGGUUUGACAGAUUCCCCAGCGUAACAGGGAGCAGGGUUUGACAGAUUCCCCAGCGUAACAGGGAGCAGGGUUUGACAGAUUCCCCAGCGUAACAGCCAGCAGGGUUUUACAGAUUCUGCAGUAUAGCUGCAGAAGUGUGUGAACUGCUGAUAUUUUCAGGUAUUUAUAAAUGCUUCUUGUUAUAUGAAAAUGUUAUCCAUUGUUGCAUCAUGAAAUUGUGUUUUUACGGUGUAUAUAUAAGCUGUAAUUAAUGCUAACUCACCUCUCUGAAGAAUUAGUGCAUUGUUCCCUGAAUUUUUUUAUGACUGAUUUUAGAAUCAAGAUAUUUCAGCCUUUUCUUUACUAAUAUUCAGAUGUUUAUUUUGGGCUCUGUAAAGUGUUGGGUAAUAAACAAAAGG